Molecule: messenger RNA, 1989 nt
Organism: Sodiomyces alkalinus F11
Lineage: Eukaryota; Fungi; Ascomycota; Sordariomycetes; Glomerellales; Plectosphaerellaceae
Exons: 1
Coding region: 1-1989 (662 amino acids)
Source: RefSeq, a predicted model, not a curated record
AUGGAUUCCAGUGAUGAAGACGACGACCACGAUGAGGAUGAUGACAACCACGGCAGGGCCGUCUUGCAACCUCCGAGCUCACCGGAUACCGUCUUCUCGUCGACUCCACCCAAGCAUAGGCGCAAAGCCGCUCGCCGUUCCGAGUCGGCCGUCGUCAAGCUGAGCGCCCUUCUUCACCAACAACAAGACGAGGUCGGGCCCCCGUCCGAAGGGACCGAGCCGAGUCCAGUGAUCCCCGAUUGGAUGGAUCUGCGCAUAGAACACUCCAUAUGGGUCCAGAUCUUCGAGUAUGCCGCCGUCCACCCCGGCCAAAAUCUCAUCAGGACCCAGUGGCUGCUGCAGACCGCCCUCGUCUGCAGGGCCUUCUUGGAUCCUGCCCUUACCGUCCUGUACCGGUGCCCUCCCUUGACCUCGGAUACCAGGUUGCAGCGCCUGAACCUUUUGCUCUCGACGUGCCCCUCGCAGACUAGGCUCAACUACCGAGCCAAGAUCAGGUCGCUCCACAUCGAUGUCACCAAGACCCAUCUCCGCGAAGGUUUGGCCGAUCCUGGCCUCCUCAUCCGAAACCUCACCAACCUAUCCGAGGUUCGGCUGGUGCACCCGUACGACGAACCCCCCUACCGUAACUUGACGGACCAUAUUCGCUUCGACUACCCGGCGCCUCUCUUCCACGCCCUGGACGUGGCGAGGGAGGACGACAAGCGCCGCCCCACGCGCCUGAAGUCCUGGCAGUGGAACGCCAGGAUGAUGAAGCAAGGAUUCGUCCGCAGCCUGGCCGCGGUGCGGGAGUUACACCUGACGCCCGCCUUCGCCGAGCUGCGCACCAUUCACUUCGUCAACUACCAGCUACCUUCCUGGGAGCGUCACAGGAAGCCCCCCGCCGCCGACGACUCGGCCCAGAUCGCCGCCGAUGAGAUGUACGCGCGCGAGCUCGCCGGCUGCCUGGCCGUCCUGGGACAUUUGGAGGAUCUCACCUUUGAGAGUUCGAGCGUGGUCGGUCCGCCGUUGCUUGACCUGCUUCCCAGCCGGCUGAAGCGCGUCCAGUUCACCAACUGCUGGCUCCUCGACUCACAGGACCUUGCCGCCUAUCUCACGUCCCACGGCCAGAACCUGGAAUCCCUCACUCUGAACCACAACCAUUCCCUCGACCUCGCUUUCCUUCCGCUUCUAGGCCCCACCUGUCCGAAUCUGAAAGAGCUGCGGAUGAACAUGAGGUACUUCCGAGAACACGAUUCCUGGGGCGACGCGGCCCCCAACUACGAGCACCUGCUGCUUCCCGACCAGGUCCCCAAGUGGCCCCCGUCUCUGCAGCUGGUCGACUUGGACAGUCUCCGGCGGUGGACCCCGCACGUGGCCGAGAUGUUCUUCCAAUCCUUCAUCGACAGCGCCCCCGCGCUGCCCAUGCUGCGCCACCUGUCGCUCAAGUGCAUGCUGAACAUCCCCUGGCGCCAGCGAAGCGCCAUGCGGCAAGAGUGGCAGGAGAGGCUGGAGGCCAUCUUCCUCCGGCCCUACGAGCCGCCCGAGGAGCACUACACGCUCCGCGCCGCCCUCGCGCCCCCUCCCGCCUUCGGACAGGUCGCCAAGCCCAAGACCAAGAAGGCGGCCGCAACCCGACCGUCGCGCCAGAGUGUCCGGAUCGCAACCCUGCAGGGGGACUCGCCCUCGCGAGCUGGUGCUGCGGGGAAGAACCUGCGUUCCCUCGGCCGCACCCUGUACGAAGAGCCGGACAGCGACGAGUUUGAUGUCGAGAUGGCCGAAGAACAGGAUGCUGAUGGCGGCGGUGGUGGUGGUGAAUCGGAAGCCGACGGCAGCGGGACCGGAGAAGAACCCCGCCGUUCCUUCUUCGUACAGGGCCUUUGCAACGUCGUCAGUCUCAAGCUCGACAACCAGAAGCCCAGGGAGCAGCAGUGGCAGAUGGCGGACUUUGUCGAUUCGACGGAUGAUGCCAGUGACCCGGAGUGGCCUGGCACCGAAGACGACGAGGAGUAG